AUGGCCCCACGCUCACAGCUUGAAAUUACCACGGCCUCAGUGCAGCGCCUGGUUAAGGAAGAGGGGUCGUACCGCCGUGAGCUGGAGCAGCAGAAAGAGAGAAUCCAAAAGUUGGAAGCGCAGGACCCCAGCGCGGACGAGAACCGAGAUUACAUGCUGAAUCAAGAGCGUCUUGCACUGGCGGAGACAGAGAGAGUCUUUCCAAGCCUUAAGCAGAAGAUCGAAGAAGCCAUUGCCAAGCUCGACAGUCUACUGGUCGAGGAAGGAAAGAAAGGCGCCGAAAGCAAUGUCGAGCACAUCAAUGCCGCUAAAGAAGCCAUCGCGAGUGCCAGAGUUGCUGAGCGAGAGAUCGCGUGA
Molecule: messenger RNA, 357 nt
Organism: Aspergillus puulaauensis
Lineage: Eukaryota; Fungi; Ascomycota; Eurotiomycetes; Eurotiales; Aspergillaceae
Product: putative tubulin-specific chaperone Rbl2
Exons: 3
Coding region: 1-357 (118 amino acids)
Biological process (GO): tubulin complex assembly; post-chaperonin tubulin folding pathway
Cellular component (GO): microtubule cytoskeleton; cytosol
Molecular function (GO): beta-tubulin binding
Source: RefSeq, a predicted model, not a curated record